This is a messenger RNA of Eucalyptus grandis, 1224 nucleotides long. Its product is annotated as F-box protein SKIP23. NCBI's taxonomy places the organism in Eukaryota, Viridiplantae, Streptophyta, Magnoliopsida, Myrtales, Myrtaceae. Bases 1 to 1224 code for a protein of 407 amino acids. The record is from RefSeq and is a predicted model, not a curated record. The transcript has a single exon.
AUGGCCAUCAAUGCUUGCGACUUCCUCUCUCCCUGCCCUCCUCUUUCUCGAUCUCCACUACUGAUGCUUCCACUGGACAAAGACAAAGACGAGGAGGGCCAUGGCUGGCGCUUCUUCAGUCUCAAGGACAAGACCGGCCUCGCCCUCCGCAGCUUCCCGGAGGCCCUUUCCGACAGCCGCUGUGUCGGGUCUUCGCGAGGUUGGCUCGUGCUCUUGGACAAGGACUCGGAGCCUUAUCUCUUCGACCCGCUUCGCGGCGGCCAGGUCCUCCGCCUCCCUCCCGCCAAGACGUUCCCCAGCGUGCUCCAAGUGCUUCAGAGCGUCCACGACAACAGCUGCAGUCCGGCCACCUUUUACGAGACGAACCAUCUGGGGAGUGGCCGGGGCACGACCCUACUUCCUGUCCUGCCGCUUCGCGACUAUGUCAUUUCGAAGGCCGUGUUAUCAGCGAACCCUAAUGACGAUGCUGAGGGCAAGAGCUGCUGGGUCGUCGCGAUCUUUGGCAUUGAGUCGAAGCUUGCGUUUUGCAGCUGCAAAGACUUCGACGGAGUUGGCAUGUGGACGGAGCUAGCUGGUGACGGUGGUCCUUAUAGCGACGUCACAUUCUACCAGGGCACGCUCUUUGCCCUCCGCGACAGUGGAUUCGUCGAAGCGUGGGACUUCAACAGGGAUCACCCCAUGAAAAUCACGGAGAUUAACUCCUCCUUCCCCCGGAAAUCAGCCGAGGCUGAACGUGCUCUCAGGAAUGUUUGUUUUACGAACGCGUACUUAGUCGAGGCGGCGAGUGAGCUUUUGCUUCUCGUGAGGUUCACAGGGUAUUUCGUGAACAGGCACGGUGUCCCGGUCGAAGAAGAUGACUUCCUGACAGAGGAGGACAUGGACACUUCGGUCCGUCCCUCCAGAACCCUGUAUUUUCAUGUUUACGUGCUGGACAUGAACAGCGAGGAAUGGGUGUGGCUGGACUCGAUCGGCAACCGGGCCAUCUUUGUGGGCAGGAGCCACUCGAGAUCGGUGUCGGCCCGGGACUUCCCAGAGCUCGAGACAAACUCGGUGUACUUCACCGAUGAUAACUGGGAUCCGGAGGAGCACGGCGACUCGUACGGUGGGCAAGACAUGGGGGUGUACAGCUUGAAGAGCGGGAAGGUGAAGGAGAUUUGCGAACUGGGCUCGGACAGGAUCGAUUCUCCUCCGCUUUGGGUUUUCCCAUCUGAUUAUCCUUCUUAG